ACUCUAGUUUGUCGACCUCGCCUGCUUGCCACGCCUACGGUGUAUCAAGGCCUUUCGAGAAUACGAUCAGCCCAAACAUUCUGCAAACACAGUGACAGUCGAGUAUGAGUGAAGACGGGUGUGUCCUGCACAAGGGGGGAUGUCACUGUGGCGCUGUCAGAUUCCAGGUGUAUGCUCCAAGUGUGCUCCAUGUGUUUGACUGCAACUGCAGUGUAUGCGUGAAGAAAGGUAACAGACAUUUCAUCGUCCCCAAGUCUAGAUUCGAGCUCACCAAGGGGGAAGAAAACAUAGCAACUUACACGUUCAACACCCACAAGGCCAAGCACACGUUCUGUAAGACGUGUGGUGUCCAGAGUUUCUACUCUCCCAGAUCCAACCCAGAUGGCUAUGGUGUCAGCCCACACUGCCUUGAUGCUGGGACCGUGGAGAAGAUUGAGAUUGAGACAGUUGAUGGCCAGAACUGGGAGAAUUUCAUGAAAACUUCUGAUAUCUCCAAGUAUUCAAAGACAUAGAUAGCAUCUUGAAUUUCACCUUGUUUAAUAGUAUUAUUUUCCAUUUAUCUGAUCUUCUUCAAAUUUUUAAUUAAUCUCAAGAGGCCAAGGUCAAACCAUUGAUCUAAGGGAGACAAUUCCCAGCACAGAGUUGUUUCCCUUAGCUCUCAGAGUCUGCUUGUUUUAGCUUCAUGACCAACUCAUGGUAUUCGUGCACAUGUUCCCUUCUUAUGCCCCAUUUUUGCAGCUGCUUCCCAUCUGAGAGCAGCCAGCCAUAGUUAAAUGAAUUGUCAACUCACACCUAAUGAUUUAUGUACAUAUGAAUGGAGUGUUUUCAUGUUCGAUUUAUUUUAAUAAAAUGUAUAUUAUCAGACUUACGUUGCUAGACAUCAUUAAUGAACACAUAUCUGGGUAUAUAUCUUAUGCAAGAAGGGCGGUGGGAUAGCUUAGUGGUUAAAGCGUUCGCUCGUCUCGCCGAUGACCCGGGUUCGAUUCCCGGUUAUGGUGAGUGGCUUGUGGUCCAGACUUGGCCAUCACCAUACUAAUGGUGCAGCCUUAAACAAUAAACAAACAAACAGGAUCUAUGUUGCAGCUAAAGACAUCAGCAAGGAUUUCACAAGAUGCAAUCAAAUAGUAUCUUGUCCUAAAAGUAUGUCCCUCCAAAUUUGACAGAGAUACGUGGCUUCUUUUUUCCCUUCUUUUUGGAAAUACUCAAGUUACUGUCAACCUGACACAUAAUCCUUCAUGACAUGUACAUGCCUAUGAUGAACUUGGUCUCUUGAAUUAAGAAUGCAUAAAUAUCAGAUAUUCAGGGACUGUAUCAAUUCACAGUUAUAGCUAUGGGAAUUGGUUACUAUAAAAUGGCAAUAAUAUUGAACAAGAGGUUCAAAAAAUCACCUUCAUCUAAUAUUCAAGAUGGUGUACUCACUUCACUCAUGUGUUUUUUAACAAAUAUACUGGUAUAUGUUUUCGAAAUAAAAAAGGUACUGCCUCAA
Haliotis rubra (blacklip abalone) is the source of this 1486-nucleotide messenger RNA. Its product is annotated as centromere protein V-like. Gene Ontology annotation, molecular function: carbon-sulfur lyase activity. Lineage: Eukaryota; Metazoa; Mollusca; Gastropoda; Lepetellida; Haliotidae. The transcript has 5 exons. Bases 105 to 512 code for a protein of 135 amino acids. The record is from RefSeq and is a predicted model, not a curated record.